This is a messenger RNA of Balaenoptera acutorostrata (minke whale), 4485 nucleotides long. It is a transcript of the gene OSGIN2, whose product is annotated as oxidative stress induced growth inhibitor family member 2. The transcript has 7 exons. NCBI's taxonomy places the organism in Eukaryota, Metazoa, Chordata, Mammalia, Artiodactyla, Balaenopteridae. Bases 607 to 2322 code for a protein of 571 amino acids. The record is from RefSeq and is a predicted model, not a curated record.
CCAGAGACCGUCGGCCGCCGGCGUCCGGCUGCCGCUAGUCGAGGAGCGGAAGCCGCUUUACUGAAGCGGGCUUGGGUGCUCCAGAGCCCGGCCGGCUGCUGAACCGCAGCUUCCGGCAGCCGCCGCAACGGCUAGGCGCGGGGCGCGGGCGCCCCGAGGACCCCGUAACCGGGCGGGCGCCCCGAACGGGCAACCCCGCCGAGGGAGGUGGCCGUGGCGGUUGCGCUCGGGCGCCCCGUGCGCCGCGCUCCAUGCCCGUGUGGUGUUGCCGCUGCUCCCUGGCCGGUCAUUUCAGAAAUUGAUGAGCAGAUCCUAAAAGUCACAUGGAAUUACAAGGAACACAGAAUAGCCAAGACAAUCUUGAAAAAAGAACAAAGUUGGAGGAUUCACACUUCCUAAUUUUACAACUUACUACAAAGAAACUGUAAUCAAGACAGUAUGACAUUGGCAUAAAGAUAAACAUAGAUCAAUGGAAUAGAAUUGAGAGUCCAGAAAUAAUUCCCUUUAUUUGUUGUCAGUUGAUUUCUGUGGGAUCCCAAGACAAAGGGAAAUAUCAGUCUUUUCAACAAAUGAUGCCAGGACAGAUGGAUAUUCACAAGCAGAAGAAUGAAGUUGGACUGCUACCUCAUACUAUAUAUAAAAGUUAACUCAAAAUGGAUGAAAGACCUAAAUUUAAGAACUAGAACUAUAAAACUCAUAGAAGAAAACAGAAACUAUAGUGACCCUGAAACUGAAGGAGAGAUUUUUAAUUCCUUAGUGCAAUAUUUUGGUGAUAAUUUGGGGCGAAAAGUUAAAGCUAUGCCAUUAGUUGAAGAAACUUCUUUACUUGAAGAUUCAUCAGUGACUUUGCCUGUGGUAGUAAUAGGAAAUGGACCCUCAGGAAUCUGCCUUUCUUAUAUGCUGUCAGGCUACAGACCAUAUUUAUCAUCAGAAGCAAUACAUCCAAACACAAUCUUACAUAGCAAAUUAGAAGAAGCGAGACAUCUUUCCAUUGUUGAUCAGGACUUAGAGUAUUUGUCUGAGGGCCUUGAGGGUCGAUCAUCCAAUCCUGUUGCAGUACUUUUCGACGCACUUCUUCAUCCAGAUGCUGACUUUGGGUAUGAUUAUCCAUCCAUUUUGCAUUGGAAAUUAGAACAGCAUCAUUAUAUCCCUCACUUAGUUCUUGGUAAAGGUCCACCUGGUGGAGCUUGGCAUAAUAUGGAAGGCUCGAUGUUGACAAUCAGCUUUGGAAAUUGGAUGGAGCUACCUGGACUUAAAUUUAAAGAUUGGGUAUCUAGCAAACGAAGGAACCUAAAAGGGGAUCGAGUUAUGCCAGAGGAAAUAGCUCGCUACUAUAAACAUUAUGUAAAAGUCAUGGGUCUUCAGAAGAAUUUCAGAGAGAAUACUUACAUUACCUCUGUAUCAAGACUCUAUAGAGAUCAAGUUGAUAAUGAUGGUCAAGACAGAGAUAUUUCAACACAGCAUUUACAGAUAGAGAAGUCAAAAUUUACCAAGAGAAACUGGGAAAUCAGGGGUUAUCAGCGAAUAGGAGAUGGUUCCCAUAUUCCUUUCUGUCUCUUUGCUGAAAAUGUAGCUCUGGCAACUGGAACAUUGGAUUCUCCUGGCCGUUUGGAAAUUGAUGGGGAAGAUUUUCCUUUUGUGUUUCAUUCAAUGCCUGAAUUUGGAGCCGCUAUAAGCAAAGGAAAGUUGUGUGGCAAAGUGGAUCCAGUGUUAAUUGUAGGUUCUGGGCUUACCGCAGCUGAUGCAGUACUGUGUGCUUACAACAAUAAUGUCCCUGUGAUUCAUGUAUUUCGCAGACGAGUAACUGAUCCAAGCUUAAUUUUCAAACAGCUUCCCAAAAAGCUUUAUCCAGAAUACCAUAAAGUCUAUCAUAUGAUGUGUACUCAGUCAUAUUCUUUAGACUCAAAUCUUUUAUCUGAUUAUACCAGUUUUCCUGAGCACCAUGUGCUUUCCUUUAAGUCGGACAUGAAAUGCAUUCUUCAAAAUAUCUCUGGAUUGAAGAAAAUAUUUAAGCUCUCUGCAGCAGUAGUGUUGAUAGGUUCUCAUCCCAAUCUGUCCUUUCUGAAGGAGCAAGGGUGUUACCUGGGCCACAACUCAAGCCAGCCAAUCACAUGUAAGGGUAAUCCUGUGGAAAUAGACGCAUAUACAUAUGAGUGUGUUAAAGAAGCCAACCUUUUUGCAUUGGGUCCUUUGGUUGGAGACAAUUUUGUUCGAUUUUUAAAGGGAGGGGCACUGGGUGUUACACGCUGUUUAGCUACAAGACAGAAGAAAAAAAAGCAGCAUUUAUUUGUUGAAAGAGGAGGAGGAGAUGGGAUAGCUUAGAGCAGGUUUACAAGUAAUUUAUAUGAACACUUUACCAUUAAAGAUUUUUAAUAGUGGUUUUACAGUGUACUGGCUUGAAUUUUCUGAACUUGAAUUAACUGGAAGAGCCUCAAGCUAUAGUAACUAUUUUUUAAAGUUACCAGAAUUUGGUGUCCUGAUUACAUUAUAAUGUAUCAAAGGUGUCAAUUGUCAGACAAAUACAAACACUGCCAAUUUUGUAUACUUUAAGUUCUCACUUAACUAAAACAUUCUUUUCUUCCAAGACUUAUUUUUUGUGAUCGUUGUUGGUUAUUUAUGUUUGAUUACAAAAUAUAACAGCAUUGAAUCUAUAAAACCACAGUCAUUAGGCCAGAGGUUUCCUUCACUUUAUAUAUUGGGUCACCUUGCUGCUCAAAGGGUGGUUCAAAGAUAGCAUCAGCUUCAUUUGUGGCUUGUUAGAAAGGUAGACUCUCAGGACCCACAACAGACUUACUGAAUCAGAAAUUGCAUCUUAAUGAGAUCCUCAAGGAAUAUGUAUGCUUAUUAAAGCUUGAGACACACUGGUCUAAAAGAAAAUGGGAUGUAAAGGUAUAGAUGCUGAGGGUGGGUGGAAAAAGAGGGCAUAUACUACUCAGGUUUUAUUUAUUUUGAAAUCAUCAAUUGUAUAAAUCUAAUUUAUUAACAAAUAUGAUGGGCUUUUAAAAUUUUUUUAUUAUUGAAACCUUGACAGGUAAUUCAUAGUUUCAGCUUCUAAUUUAAACAGUCCAAUAAUGUUGGCAUAUACUGAGACAUCCAGGGACCUGCUGAGAUAUUUUUUAGAGAUAUAUUCUCUAGUUAACUAGCAUAAUACUUAAACUAAUUUGCAGUUCAAUAAAUUUUGAAUGGAACUAUUUAUUCCUUUGUGAACACUGAGUUAAUUUCUGUCACUGAAACUUAAGAUAUUUGGGCAUAAGUACUUAUAAUAUUGCAAUACUUUUUGAGUAUUACCAGAAUUAUUAAACGUUAAAAUUGAAAAAGUUAAAACCUGUCUUUUCUAUUCUCAAGAUGAUUACUUUGAAAUUUGUUCAUUGGAGAUGACAUAGCAUUUAAUCCUUUGGUUAUUUAUUGAAUUAUAUGUUCUAUCUUGAUUUAUAUUUAGGUGUGCUUAAUGUCUUGUGUUUUCAUGCAAAUCCCCAGAAAUUUAGUAUUAGACAAGAAAAGUGUUACUUGUGAAGUUCUCCACGGCAAAUUGAAUUCCUCAAGUCUUUUUCUCUCUGUUACUCUUUUUUUUUUUUUUUUUUUGGUAAAAUUUAUUUCACCUGGAAUGUGUUUAGUCAAAGCCUAUUUCUAUUUUAUUUAUUUAUUUAUUUAUUUAUGGCUGCAUUGGGUCUUCGUUGCUGCACACAGGCUUUCUCUAAUUGCAGUGAGUGGGGGCUACUCUUCAUUGCAGUGCGUGGGCUUCUCAUUGCUGUGGCUUCUCUUGUUGCGGAGCACAGGCUCUAGGUGCACGGGCUUCAGUAGUUGCGGCUCGUGGGCUCUAGAGCGCAGGCUCAGUAGUUGUGGCACACAGGAUCAGUUGCUUUGUGGCAUGUGGGGUCUUCCCGGACCAGGAAUCAAACCCGUGUCCCGAGUAUUGGCAGGUGGAUUCUUAACAACUGUGCCACCAGGGAAGUCCCUCUUUUUUUUUUUUUUUUAGUAUUAAAAAAUGGACUAAAAGUCAGUAUUUUUCUGUUCAUGUUAUUGCAAUGUUAGGUGCUUACAGAAUCAUAAUUCACCUUAAAAUAGAAUUGUUUGGAAUAGACAUCUACAACUAGCUGUUUCAGAUGAAUUCUUACACUCUUGAAAACUGUCAUGUAUGAUUAACUUGAUUUUAGAAAUGACAUACCCAGUUUUUAUAAUGGUAACUUUUUCAAAUUAGUUUCACACCUAUUGAUAUGGUAUAACAUCCUUUCAUGCACUUGAUUGAGCACUUUCUUGUUUGUUGUUUUGAGCUCUGAAUUAGUUGGAUUGGAUGUUUUUCUUAAUGUCGAUUCUAAAUUGAAAAUGACAUUGUCAUAAAGAUGGUUUCUAGGGAAGGAUAAAAACUGUUGACAUCCCCUUGUGUCUCAAAAGUUUGCUUUUACCCGACCAAUAGCAUUUUUGCGAUGAGAGUAUUCACAUACACACACAAAAUGACUUCAAGGAAAAUAAAACUUCAGAAGGGCC